CCCGCCAGCGCCUCGCCACCGCCGCCAUCUUGGCUACCACAAGCACUUCCGGUCAGCGCCGAGAUCCGGUUCCGGGUCACUCAGUCUCGCCGGGUGAACAUGAACUUCCGGAGUGCAAAAGAAGAGGUUGCUGAUGAAACCAACCCCUUUUCCUUCAAGGAGUUUGUCAAAAUCAAAAGUCAAUCAACAGCGAAGAGGAAAGAGGUGAAAGACAAGCCACAACAACACCUGAAGGGCUGUUCCGGAGUUCCCUUUGAGGAGGCUGCCACUACCUCCAAAGGACUGAGUCUGAGUUUGCUGGAGCACUAUCUCCCAGAUGGGGUGGCCCGCAGCCCUUCCUUGGAAGAGGAUGACGAUGACUGGAGUGAGAUGUACCAGCCUGCGGUCAUGGAGGCGGCUCACGAGUUCAGCUUCUCCGACUCGCUCUGCGGCGUGUCCUACUCUCCGCUCACCCUGAGUCCCACUGAGCUUCCACACCAGUUCACACCAUCCGAGUGGCUUGUAGACGAGGAGGAGGAGGAGGAGGAGGGAGAGGGGGAGGAAGAGGAGGAAGGAGAAGAGAAGGGUUAUAUUUUGGGCGACACAGCGUCACAGGCUGGGGCCCCUGACGAUGAACCUGAGCCCCCAAGAGAUCAUUUUGACUUGGUGGGAGAGGUGCUGUAUCAAAGCCAGCUGCUGACCAAUGAGAAGGCAAGUUCCAGCUAAACUAAACUCGUGCAGAUGCUGGAAAUCUGAAAGUGCGGGAAAUCCUCAGCAAGUUCAGGCAGCAGGCAUGGAGAGGGAAACAUUGAUCCCGGGCUGGUAUUGGUGGUCUCCCUGAGUGGCUGGAGAGUCAGCGAGAGACCCAUGUGACCUCCUCCAGGGCAUUUCCCCUCCCCCCAACCCCGAGGUAUCGGUGUCGAGCAUCAUACAGGCAGC
Rhincodon typus (whale shark) is the source of this 918-nucleotide messenger RNA. Its product is annotated as endosome-associated-trafficking regulator 1-like. The record is from RefSeq and is a predicted model, not a curated record. The transcript has 3 exons. The coding region runs from base 100 to 705 and encodes 201 amino acids. Lineage: Eukaryota; Metazoa; Chordata; Chondrichthyes; Orectolobiformes; Rhincodontidae.